AUGCCCGACAAUUCUUGUUUGAUGCACCGCGGGAUUUGGGAGGGGUUUGGUCGUCUCAAAAAGGAAAGAAGAACGAAGGUAAAAAAACAGUAUCUUUUGAAAGGGGGAGAAAGGCAGGCUUUAGGGGAAAUAGUACUGGGUAGCGUAAGCCAGGGUAACUUCUCCGUGAUCUGCAACAUUGUAACCAAUAUCCGUAUCUCCUCAGUAGUCUAUCUUGCUGUAGGCCAAGACCUUGUAUGCCGGGAGACUGCGCCACAUCUGAUGAUAGGAACCGAACACUCGGCCGGAAUGCUGUGGCUACUUGUCAUCAUAGUAGUAUCAAGAGUUGAGUUCGGCAAGGAGGGACAGAAGGAGGAGGAGGAGGAGGAGGAGGAGGAGGAGGAGGAGGAGGAGGAGGAUUUGUGGACAUUGGAUACGGAGUGA
This is a messenger RNA of Aspergillus oryzae RIB40, 423 nucleotides long. RefSeq lists its product as uncharacterized. The transcript is spliced from 3 exons. Bases 1 to 423 code for a protein of 140 amino acids. The record is from RefSeq and is a predicted model, not a curated record. Lineage: Eukaryota; Fungi; Ascomycota; Eurotiomycetes; Eurotiales; Aspergillaceae.